Molecule: messenger RNA, 496 nt
Organism: Mya arenaria
Lineage: Eukaryota; Metazoa; Mollusca; Bivalvia; Myida; Myidae
Product: 60S ribosomal protein L32-like
Exons: 4
Coding region: 43-450 (135 amino acids)
Biological process (GO): translation
Cellular component (GO): cytosolic large ribosomal subunit; ribosome
Molecular function (GO): structural constituent of ribosome
Source: RefSeq, a predicted model, not a curated record
UUCCUUUUCCGGUUCUCAUACUGUCAACAAACAGGACCAGUGAUGGGGGCCAUUCGACCUCUGAAUAAGGACAAGAAAAUUGUCAAAAGGAACAAGAAGUUCAUCCGUCAUCAGUCAGACAGAUAUGUGAAAGUUAAGCAAAACUGGCGCAAGCCGAAAGGUAUUGACAACAGAGUACGUCGCCGUUUUAAGGGUCAAUUUCUGAUGCCCAACAUUGGUUAUGGAACUAAUAAGAAACAAAGACACGUGAUGCCAGAUGGCUUCAAGAAGUUCCUUGUUCACAAUAUUGCUGAGCUUGAGGUCCUUCUGAUGCAGAACAGAACAUUUGCCGCCGAGAUUGCACACAACGUAUCAAGCAAGAAGCGCAAGGCAAUUGUUGAGCGUGCACAACAGCUCGCUAUCAAAGUGACAAACCCGAACGCCAGAUUGCGGUCAGAGGAUGACGAGUAGAUGUGUCCUGUUCUGUGUAAAUAAGAAAAAUAAAGAGAAAAAUCAG